This is a messenger RNA of Chara braunii, 1617 nucleotides long. NCBI's taxonomy places the organism in Eukaryota, Viridiplantae, Streptophyta, Charophyceae, Charales, Characeae. The record is from the annotation of a GenBank genome assembly.
CCAGUAUGUACCUGAUGAGAUCCAUCGGUUGAUCGCUGAUAUUUUAAUAGAAUAUGAAGGGGCGAUUAGCGUGUCCGAUCCACUGCAAGCCGUACCAAUACUCGUUGACAGAGCGCAAGACGGCCUUGCAGCGAAUUAGGGAAUUUGAGGCAAACGGAUGGAUUGAGCCCGCCACUGGUCCCCGGUCGUUCCCAUUUGUGUUGGUUCCCAAAAAGAACGGGUCAGUCCGCAUAUGCAUCGAUUAUCGAAAGCUAAAUGAUAUCACGAUUAAGUAUGUGUAUCCCCUUUCCCGGAUUGAUGAUCUACUUGAUGCGAUCGGGUGCGCUAACUACUUGAGCAAGUUCGACAUUCGGCAUGGGUUUCAUCAUAUCUUGGUGAAGGAAGAAGAUCGGCCCAAGACCGCCUUCAUUUUGUUUGAAGGCAUGUGGCAGUGGGUUAGGUGCCCGAUGGGAAUGUGCAACGCGCCUGCCACGUUUCAGCGGGCGAUAAACGUGACUUUUCAGAAUUUCGUCAAUAAGACGCGGCUGACACAGGGGAUGAUUAACUUCUGCGUCAUUGUGUACAUGGAUGACAUUCUGGUGUACUCGGACACGUUUCACGGACACGCGCAGCACAUCGAAUGGACGUUGAGUGCGUUGAGAGACGCAGGUUUCAAGAUCGCGCUGGAAAAGAGCGAGUUUUUCCUCCCGGAAAUCUCGUUCUUGGGGAUUCCGACGGAAGCCCGAUUCCUCGAUGCCACGUCGGAAGGCCCCGACAAAAUCCAGAAGUUUAGAAGAGCGCAAGUCUGGACAGAUGUCGCCUUAAUAGCCACGGUGGUAGGCAACUCCCUCGAAACCUUCUCCAAGGAGGAUCGGAGGAGGGCCAAUGAAAGAGCACGGGAUUACCGAUGGGUGGAUGGACGGUUAGAGAAGCAUAAAACGGACGGCAGUGGAGCAUGAGACUUCAUUGAACUCUCACUGUGUUUGGCGGAAGUACGGGUGACGUGGACGAGGGAUGAGAGCAAUUAUCCGCGGUCUGAGCGAUUGGAGCUCCUUUUGAUUCAAGCGUGGCGGACGAAAGUAGAGGGGGACCUUCUCGGUUUUCUAUUCGAGGCAGUGCGUCCAGGCUGUCGGAGGCUUCUCACCCAGGAGCUUACGGUCCCAAUUGCGCAGUUGGUCGACCAUCUUGACGUCAGCAUUGUCUCUCAGGUCGACCCGCGCUUGGUGCCCCACGUCACCUCGCGCACGCUGUCGCCGUAUCUUCAGUGGUCAGCUUGCGUGGAUGGCUUCCCAUCGAGAAUUCCGCCUUCACGGUUGGAUUACUUGGAUCGGCGCGACAUCGUGGAUCCCGCUUUCUACAGACCGCGGUACGAAGACGAAUUGGAGGAGAUAAUCUGCGAGGAGCUCGCGGAAGAAAGUUCGGAGGAAGAGGAGGAGAAUCCGAACGAAGACAAAGGGGAGCCGGCACAACGACGAGAAGGAGACGAAGACGAGCUCCUGCAAACGGAAAGUGAAGAGAAAGCAGAAGAAGAAGACAGCGAGCAAGGGAGCGGUGACGACAACGACGAGUAGCACGCCAACAAGGAUCCCCAACUAGAGAUUGCGCCGGUUGUUGAUCUUCCGAUCAGCAACGAUGCAA